This is a messenger RNA of Caenorhabditis bovis, 2346 nucleotides long. Lineage: Eukaryota; Metazoa; Nematoda; Chromadorea; Rhabditida; Rhabditidae. The record is from the annotation of a GenBank genome assembly.
AUGCUGACGCGUCUGAAUUUCGACGACGACGACGCUGGCGAUGGCGACGAUGGUGAUCGCCGUCUCGACGGUCGCCGCAAAAUUCGGACGACUCGCAAGGAUCGCAGCAUUCGAUAUCUUCGAUCGUUGAGCGCCGCGAAGGCGCGACCAACUCGAAAGGAGAAACCGACGACGCGCCGACCGCGCUCCACCUCGAAAUGGGCGACGGUGCGACAGAAGCGACCGCAAAUGGUCGCCAACGCCAUGAUGGAGCGAAAACAAGGGCUCGACCUCAACAAAGUGUCGCCAGCGGCGGCGCUCAGAAACACGAAUCUCGAAAAUGGCGAGGCGAAGACGAAAAGCUUCAGCGAUGUGGUAAAAGCGGUAAUGAUUCUCCGCAAUUGGAUGACCGCAAUGGAGCACGAUGAGCGCGAGAGUGAGCCCGACCGCGAGCCGACAACCACAAAUUUCAUCGAGGUCACCGAAAACGAUCAACGAGCAAUUCUAGGCAUCGAACACGAGCAAUUCCAAUCGCAGCCAACCGGCGGAAGUAUCCUCAAAGCGGUCAUUCAAGACCGACUACGGCGUCUGAUAUUCUUCUACAUCACACAAAACUCGACGUUUUAUUAUUACUGGACGACGCUCGUCGCCAGCGGAAUCCUUUAUAAUAUGUUGGCGAUGGUGAUAUUCAUUUUCGACGACGUCUAUUUCGGCUAUUUCCAGCAAUGGCUGACGCUCAAUUGCAUCUACGACGGUGUGUUCGUCCUCGACAUUUUGUUGCAGUCGAGAAUGUCCUUCAUGCACGAGGGAUCCGAAGUCAAAAACACGAAAAAAAUGUGGAAGAAUUAUGUGGAAUCCUAUCGCAUCUAUCCAGACAUUGCGUGCUUACUUCCACUAGAUCUCAUUCUCAUCCUCAAUCCAACAUUAUCCCUUUUAAGGGCAAUUCGAAUGAUAAAAUGCUACCGUCUCGUCGACUUCAUCGCCAUCACCCAAAAGCGAACCGCGUUCCCGCACGCGACAAAAAUCGCGCUUCUCUCAACAUCGUGCUUCAUUCUAUUCCAUUGGAAUGCGUGCGUCUACUUUCUCUUCUCGCUCUUCGAGGGCCUCUCAGAAGACGACACCAGCGCGUUCGGCUUCUCCUACUACAAGGUGUUCGAUCCGCGAUUUCCGACGUGUCGGGCGUUCAAUGAUCCCGACUGUUGGUAUUCGGAGCAUGGCGAAUCGGUUCUCGAUCUCGACGACGAGCGUCCGAAAUACAUGAAGGACAUGUACGACUAUUGGGAGUCGAAGCACUACAAAUUCGAGAUGGGCAACUUCUCGCGAGAGUACAGCAUGACGCUCUACUGGUCGGCGCUCACCAUCACCACGUGCGGCCAACAACCGUAUCCGUCGACGUCGCCGCAAAACAUGCUCGAGGUCGUCGACACGCUCAUCGGCAUCCUCGUGUUCGCCACAAUCAUCGGCGGCGUCGGCAACGUGGUGACGCAAAUGAAUCAGGCCGUGUACGAUUUUCGCGAGAUGAUGGACGGCAUCAAAUUCUAUAUGAAGUACCGCGAUGUGCACGCCGACAUUCAGGAGCGCGUCCUCAACUGCUUCAUGUACCUCAACACGCACAACCAGUUGUAUGACGAGAAGGAGGUGCUCGAGGUGCUGCCGCCGCGAUUCCAGAGCAACAUCGCCGCCAAUUUGCACAUCGACACACUCAAGAAGGUCAACCUGUUCGGCGGUUGCGAUUUGCGAUUUCUGCACGAGGUGGUGAUGCUGGUCAAACAGCAAGUCUACUCGCCCAACGACUAUCUAUGUCGGAAGAAUGAGAAGGCCAAAGAGAUGUUCAUUGUGAAGAAGGGCACGUUGAGCGUCAUCGACGACGACACGAAUCACGAGCUCGAGCGUCUCGAAGAGGGCUCGACGUUCGGCGAGCUGUCGGUCGUCCACGUGCGCGGCAAUCUACUCGGCGAUCGGCGAAGUGUGUCGCUGCGAAGCGUCGGCUAUUCCGACGUCUACAUUCUUCAUCAAGACGACGUCACGCGCCUUCUGCAAGAGUAUCCGAGAGAUCGCGACAUUCUAUUGCAAAAUGCGCGUCAAAUGCUCCAUGAGCGCGGACUUUUACGGACCACCGAGUUGGGCGAGAUGUGCGAAAUCGAGCCCGACAUGGAUGACGACGCAAUGAUCGGUUUGCUCUCCGUCGAUGAGCAACUCGUUCGCCUCACUCGCAUCGUGCGUGAUCUCGACGAGGAGCUCAACCAAAUGAUCAAAUCGUUUUCGCACAGCACACUGUAUUUCAAGCAAAGGGUGACCGCGCUAGAGUUCACCUAUAACAACAACAAGACGCGAAUCAAACGCGACUGUAUACGAGGACUAUUGUGA